AUGAAUAAUCAUUAUUAAUAAAUUUUAUUUUAACUUUAAUUCAUUAUUUUUAAAUAUAUUAUUUCGCUUUUCAUCCUGUUGUAAUAUAAUAAUAAAAAAUUAAAAAUUAAAAAAAAAAUUAAGAUAUAAAAUGUAUGGGAUACAUCAAAAGCAGAUGAUAUAGCAGCGGCUUUUGGAUAUCCGGGUUUAAUACAUAUAUAUAGAAAGUCAGACUAUAUGAUAUAUUUAUCAUAUUUUUAUAUGAGUUUGAUAAUAAUAGUGUUGUUUUUUUUCAUGUUCUUAUAUACUUAUAUAUUGAUAGCGAAAUAAAAACAAAUAAAUUAUCUUUUAAUAAAUAUACAAUAAAUAAUAAUAAAUUUAAUUAUUUAUAUUUUAUAUGUACCAUUCUUGGAUAUUUUUAUUAUUAUUAUUAAUUGCUAAUCAACAAAAGGGUAAAUGAAACUUGCAAUUUAUCCAAAUGAAGUUUGUUGGUCAGGAAUGCAUAUUUUUAAUGGUGCAUGUGGAAUAGUAGGAAUCAGUUUACUAGAAAUAUUUGCAUAUUUAUUUAGUUAUUUAUAUUUUAAUGGAAUAUCUAAUAAUAAGAAAACAAAUAGUGUAUAAAAUUCUAGACAUGUUCUAACUGAUCAUUAUAAUUUAUGUAUUUUAGUUUUUUCAUAUAAUUUUUUGAGUAGCAAAGAAUUUAAUGGUGUACUAAUUGCUAUUUAUUUUAUAGGAAGUAAUCUAGUUUUUUACAUGAUAUAUACUAGAAUGCCUUUUAAUAAUUAAAUUGUGUAGAGAUAUUAAUCUUUAUUUACUACAGUAUAUGUUUGGACUUCUAUUAUGUUAUCAUUAACUUAUUUAACUGAAAAAAAAGUUUUUCAUGGUCUAUUAUAUGCAUGGGCUAUUGGAUUGCCUUUGAUAAUGUUUAUAAUUUUUUGGAUUCCAAUUAAGUAAAAUUAAGAAACCUUUACAAUGAAUGUUAAUAUAAAUAAUUUCACAAGUCCUUAAUAAGUUAUAUAACAUGCAAAUUAUGUCCAAAAAUUAAUAUAGAAUGACAUAUCAAAAACUCAAACAUCCCAUCUAUUAAACGGCUACAUUUAAUUUCAUAAUAAAACAUGUUUAAGUGUAAAUUGUCCAAUGAACAAAAUUAAAUAUAAAUAAUAAAAUUAAAAUUAAUAAGAAAUAUAAAAUAAAGAUUAAAAAAAACUCAAUUAAAAAAUAAUAAAAUAAGAUAAAAGGUAUAUAUUUUGUUAUGAAAUGCUUUCUAAAUUAUAUGAAGCAGCUAUAGCUACUUACCCUUAAGAUGUUUCUUUAAGAAUCGCAUAUUCUGUGUUUUUAAUGAAAGUUUUAAAAAGUAAAUAAAAUGCAAUUAAUGAAAUUACAGAAGCAGAGAAUUUAAAAAUUUCAUAUGAUGAUUUUUUUACUAUAUAUUAAAUAAAAAGAACUUUAGAAACUGAAAUAAAUCAGGCUUUUUUAGAUGGAAAUAUAGAAUAUAGUGAAUAGAGAAAUUUGGAAGGAUAAAUAUAACAUUUAAGAAUAGCUAUGGAAUAAACUGUCUCUUUAUUAAUUGAAUUUUGGAGUCAGUUUUUGGAUGAAAGGCCUGAUUUAAUAAAAUUAUAUGAUAUAGGAUCUAAGCUUUUUCCAUUAAAAUAAAUGGUUGAUCUAAUAUGGAAGAAAUUAAGUAGAAAUUAAGGUGAACAAUUACCUAAACUAUUCAGAAUUUAUUCGAAAUAUUUAAUAGAAAUUUUCAAUGAUAAAUAAUAAGGAAAAGAGCUUUUAGACAAGGCUUCUUAAUUUGAAAAAUCAUAAAUUAAUAGAAGAGAUUUUCAUUUUAAUUAUUCUAUUGAAUAAAAUCUAGAUGGAAAUUAAGAUGCAAUGAUUUUUAUGACUUUGGAUGAAGAUAGAAUAGGUUAAAUAAUUUCAACAAAUUUAAGUUGUGUAAGUCUUUUUGGAUACGCAAAAACAGAACUAUUGAAUAAAAAUGUAAGCUUUUUAAUGCCUUUUGUAUAUGCAAAGUAUCAUGAUUAGAUUUUAAAGAGAUAUAUAGAAACUAAUGAAGGCACUAUGAUUAAUAAGGACAAAAUUGUAUAUGGAAAGAAUAAAAAUGGAUAUGUUUUUCCGAUUACUAUUAAUAUUAAACCGAUUUUUCAGGCUUUAAAAUACGGAAUGGAAUUUAUUGCGAUUUUCAAAAAAGAAAAAAUUGUUAAAAAUUAUGCAGUUGCAAUUGCGACACCUGAAUAUUUAAUAAAAGAUAUAUCUUCAAAUAGUUUAAAUAUUUUAGGUAUCGAUCUUAAAACUAUAUCUUUAUAAUCUGUUUAUUUAAAUAAUUUAAUAAAUGAUAUCUAAUAAUAUAAAUAAUGCUAUUUAAAUAAAAAUGGAAAAUAAAUAGAAUAUACUUUUCCUAAAAUAAAUGAAGAUUUAGUUUUAUUUAAUAAAGGAAAUUAUAUUGUCAAAUUGAAUGUUUGGUUAAUUGAACUUUAAUUUAAAAUUAAAGAAAAAGAUAAAGCAGGUUUUAUAUUUAGAGUUGAAUUAUAAUAACCUAAAAAUAUUAAUCUUAUGAAUUCUAGUAUAAACAAAUCUAGAGUAAAAUAAUAAAAAAAAAAUAGUAUAAAUAGCUAAGAAUUAGAUUCAAGAUAAAAUUACAAAUUAAAUGAUUUUUUAUUUAAGGCCAAAAUAGAUAAGAAUUAUUUUAUUUUUUAAGGAGAAUAUAAAGCAGGAUUGAUAAAUGAAAAUCCUAAUAAUUAAAAUAGUAUAAGUAUAAGAUAUGAAAAUAAAGAUUCAUCCCUAGGAUUAUCAAAUUCAAAUGAAAUAAUAGUAUCUUAAUUAGCUAAUUAAAAAGAAUAAAUUUAAAAUGAAAAUAUUUUAUAAAAUAAAAAAAAAAUAGACUAUGGAUAAGGAUUUAAAACCUUACGUUUGAUUAAAUCUGUUUUACGUGAUAUUGAUAAGGAAUAAUCAAACAUAGAGUUAAGUGAAAGUGAAUUAGAAUAAGAAAAUAAAUAAGAAAAAUAAAAUAAAUUGAACCAUAAAUAAAAUCAAAAUAUUGAUUUAAAUUAAUUUUGCGAAAGUGAUUUAAAUUCUGCUAAAGAACUUAACUAAGAACUAUCUGCAUAAAGUGAGAGUGCUACGGUAUCUUCUUUGAAAUAUUUUUCAAUUUUUGUCAUUAUUUGUAUGAUAUUAAUCGCUACAUUAGAUUUUUCUUUAAUGUAAUUAUAAAUAAGCACCUAAAAUAAUCUUUUGAAAAGUAUUAUUUUAGUUUCAAAUAGAAUGUCUGAGGUAAAUGAAGUUAUUUCUUUAACUAGAGAAUUACUUUUUUUAGCUAAAAAAAUUAGAUAACCCCCAUAGUAUUCUGAAAAUUCAUUAAGUCCUUCUUUUGAGUCAGACGAGAAAGUUUUAAGAAACAAAAUAUAGACUUGUGUAGUUGAAAUAGAAUUUUUGACAAUAAAAAUUUAAGAAAUAUAUUAAGAUUCGAAUGAUAUAGUGAAGAUUUAUUUUGAAAAAGGAUCUUUUUAGGAGUUUUAAUUGUCAUAUAGUACUUAGUAGUUUAUUUCUAAAACUCAUAAUAUUAUAAAGCUUUAACUUUCAGAAAUAAAAGAGUCUUAAUCUGAUGUUUUUUUUAUUUUAUUUAAUGGUUUGAAUGAUUAUUUUCUUUAACUUAAAAACCAAUAUUUUUAAAUAGUCUCUAAUUCUUAAAAGAAUUUCGAAGAAAUUAUAAGCUAGUCUUAAACUUUUCUUUUUAUCUCAAUAAGUGUAAUGUUAAUCUUUUCCCUUAUUGUCACUGUCUUAUUGGGUAAGACUAUGUUUGCAAAGUUACUUAUUUUGAGUGUUUUUUUAGAAAUUCCUGAAAAUACGGCUAAAUAUUUGUAUUUAAAGUGUGAUAAUUUUCUCGCUUAAUUAGGAUCAGAGGAAGAAGAUUAAGUGCAUUCAGAAAUAGAAUUGAAUGUAGACGAAAAAAAUAAUAAUAAUGAUAAGGCAAAUUUUUUAGUCAAAAGGAAAAAAAAAUUUAAAAAUACAGAUAAUGGUAAUAUUAGAUUUUUAUUGAAAAUGCUUAUUGUUGCAGUAUUUAUUGAGGCUUAUUUUAUUUUUAAUUAUAUAUUAGGAAAUAAUAAUAUUUAGAUUAUUAAAGAUUUAUAAUAGGAGUAUAAUUUUACAAAUUUUGUAGAACCAUACUAUUCAUUUACUUAAAAUGCUUUAAAAUAACAUAUAUUUGAUUCCACUUGGACUAUUCUAAAUAGUAAUUCUUUGACUAUUGUAAAUAAUUUAAUUGAUAAUUUAUAUGAAUUUGAUUCAAAUUUACAUUAAGAGCAUGCUAAAAAUAGUGAUCAGCAUAAUAAUUCAGCUAAUUAUUUAGAUUUUUUUAAAAGUGUUAUGUUUGAUGAUGCUUGUAUAGUUAUUGUUUAAUAAAAAGGAGCUUCCUAAACUGAAUGUGAAUAAUUCAGUUAAGGAUUGGUUAGAUAGUUAAUAACUACAGUAUUUUAUUUAGGAGGAUGGGUAUUAAAUAAUAUAUUAUAUUCAAUUGCAUAAAAUAAUAAUUUUUGUACAUUUCAUUUCAGAACUGCUCUAAUAAUUAACAUUUUAGCUUGGAUUACAUAAUUUAUAGGGCAUGGAGUUUUUGAAAAAAGAUCACCUGCAUUAUUAGAUAAUAUUUUAUAUACUUUAUCUGCACCUAAUUUUGUUACUAUUGAAUAUAAUAAAGUUGGUUCAGGCACAUAUGGAACUGUAAUUGCUUGUAUAGAUAAAGAAAACAAUAAUUAAUUAGUGUCAAUAAAGAAAAUAGAAAAAGCAUUUGAGCAUAAUAUAUAUACAAGAAGAACAAUAAGAGAAAUAAAACUAUAAAGAUUAUUAAAACAUGAAAAUGUAUUAGGUAUCACAUAAUUAAUACUUCCAUUAACAAGAUAAGAUUUUAAUGAUAUUUAUUUAGUAUAACCUUUAAUGUAGAGUGAUUUUAGAGAAGUUUUAAAUUCUAAUCAGGAACUAAAUGAAGAGCAUUUAUAAUAUUUUAUGUAUUAAAUUUUUAGAGGAUUAAAAUAUAUUCAUUCAGGUAGAAUAGUUCAUAGAGAUUUAAAACCUAAAAAUAUUCUUUCUAAUUAUGAAGGUGAUUUGAAAAUUUGUGAUUUUGGAUUUGCUAGAUAUUUAGAAAAUAAACUUAGAGCUAAUGAUCUAAGCGAAUAUGUAACUGCAAGAUGGUAUAGAGCGCCUGAAAUAUUAUUAAGUUAAAAAAAUUAUGAUUACAAAGUUGAUAUAUGGUCUGCUGGUAUUAUAAUGGCUGAAAUUAUUAAAAGAAGACCUUUUGUUUAAGGAAUUUCUUCACAUGAUUAAAUUAUUGGGCUUUUAUAGGUUUUAGGAACUCCAGAAAUAUAGAAUAUUAAAAAUAUUGGAUAUAGAAGCAUUUUUUAAUCUUUGCCUAAAUUUGAAAAAAUAAAUUUAAAUAAAAUAUUUCCUUAAGCUUCUGAGUUAGCCUUAGAUUUAUUAAAAUAAUUAUUAGAAUUUGAUCCUGAUCUAAGAUUUAGUGCAUAAUAAGCUUUAGAGCAUCCUUUUUUUCAAUAUUACAUUGUCCUGAAGAUGAACAAUAAAGAAAUGAAGUAAAUCCUUUAGAAUUUGAAUAUGAAUAAUAUGAAUUAGAUGAGGAAUAAUUAAAAGGUUUUUUAUUUUUAUUAAACUUUUUAUAAUUUUUUUUGUUAUUAGAUAUUUUAUAUGAAGAAAUUCUAAUAUAUAAUUUUGAAGAUUUUAAAUAAUAAUAUUUUGAAAAACUAGAAAAAGGAUAAAGUGUUUAUAAUCAUAUUAUAUAAAAAAGUUAAAUUAGGCAUUCGUUUGUACUUAUUUUUUUUUAAUAAAAAAAUAAAUUAUUUAUUUUUUAAAGUCAAGUAUUAUUUAAGAAAAUAAUACAUCGAAAGAUAGUGA
Messenger RNA from Ichthyophthirius multifiliis, 5877 nucleotides. Its product is annotated as PAS domain S-box family protein. Lineage: Eukaryota; Ciliophora; Oligohymenophorea; Hymenostomatida. The record is from RefSeq and is a predicted model, not a curated record. The transcript is spliced from 15 exons. Gene Ontology annotation, molecular function: protein kinase activity; ATP binding. Gene Ontology annotation, biological process: protein phosphorylation.